GCGCGCAGGGGCUAGUCAGAACUCCGGAGGACCGUUAAAAACGGAGGGGGGCGGAAAUCAGCGCGGCUCCUGAGGGGAGCACGUGACGGCACCUGGGCUCGAGGACACCUGGAAUUCGGCGCGAAAGAAAGCGGUCCUGGCUGCAACGAUGAAAACGGAGACCUGAGAGGAAUGGGAUAAAAAAAGUGAUUGUUUCAUACUGUUAUUACUAUCCAUAUUGCUGUUGAGAAGUGAGUGUUCUACUAAUGGACAGAAGUCGGUCACAGGUAACAGGAUUCCUACUGAGAAGGAAUCUUCCUUGCUGUGCAUACGAUCAGAGAGACAUCUUUGCCUGACUGAGGGGGACCUCAGGCUGCACCCAUGUAUCAGGAGGUGGCCUUUCUCGCUGGCAGCACAGAGCGCCAGUUCACCACCUUCCACCUGAACCCUCUGGAGAACAUCCAUGAGAUCACCACAAACAAAGGAGUCUUCUAUAAGAGAGCCAGGCUCCUAAAGCAGAAAGAGGACCUGUUUCAUCUGCCCCACAUGGGAGAUGGCUACAGCAGUGCUGCCAUCAUCAAUGUGGGGGGCAUCAAAUACCGCAUCCCGUGGACCACACUGGAAGAGUUCCCACUUACCCGUCUGGGCAAACUAAAGAGUUGCCACAAUCACGAGGAGAUCAUGGACAUCUGCGAUGAUUAUGAUAUCAGCUGCAACGAGUUCUUCUUCGACCGCAACCCCAGUGCCUUCCGCACCAUUGUGACUUUCCUGGCUGCAGGCAAGCUGCGUCUGCUGCGUGAGAUGUGCGCGCUGUCUUUCCAGGAGGAGCUGCUCUAUUGGGGUGUGGAGGAGGCUAACCUGGACUGGUGCUGUUUGCGCAAACUGCGCCUACGGCAAGAGGAGCAGCGUGAGGCUCAGCGGCAGGAUGGUGGCCUGGUCUCUCCACCCAGUGAAGAGCCUCCUCCCGGUCCCUUCCCUGAUGAGGGUCGCAUGGCAGGCUGCAUGCGCAGGCUGAGGGACAUGGUGGAGAACCCGCAUUCUGGCCUCCCUGGAAAAAUCUUUGCUUGCCUGUCUGUCAUCUUCGUGGCCAUCACAGCUGUUACACUCUGCAUCAGCACCAUGCCAGACUUGCGGGCUGAGGAAGAGAGAGGCGAGUGUUCCCAGAGGUGCUACAACAUCUUUGUGCUGGAGACGGUUUGUGUCGCCUGGUUCUCCCUGGAGUUCCUGCUGCGCUUCAUCCAGACACAGAGCAAGUGCCUCUUCCUGCGCACACCCCUCAACAUCAUCGACGUGGUGGCCAUCUUGCCCUACUACAUCACGCUCAUUGUGGACUCCCUGUCAGCCGGCGAGAGGCCCGCUGGCUCAGGCAACAACUACUUAGAGAAGGUGGGCCUGGUGCUCCGGGUUCUGCGAGCGCUGCGAAUCUUUUACGUGAUGAGGUUAGCACGCCACUCUCUGGGCCUUCAGACACUGGGGCUGACAGUGCGCCGCUGCACCCGCGAGUUUGGCCUUCUGCUGCUCUUCCUGUGCGUGGCCAUGGCUCUCUUCUCCCCACUCGUCUUCCUGGCCGAGAGCGAGAUGGGCGCCAAGCAGGAGUUCACCAGCAUCCCCGGGAGUUACUGGUGGGCCGUCAUCUCCAUGACGACAGUGGGCUAUGGCGACAUGGUGCCUCGUAGCAUCCCUGGCCAGGUGGUAGCACUCAGCAGUAUCCUGAGCGGGAUCCUCCUCAUGGCCUUCCCUGUUACCUCCAUCUUCCACACAUUCUCACGCUCUUACCUGGAGCUAAAAGAGGAGCAGAGCCGGGCGUCCCGGCAGAAGCCCGACUCGCAGGACAGCACCAAGUCGCAGAACAGCGAAGACUCACAGGAGACGGACAGCUCCUUCCCCGCCAUCAUUGAGGCCGUUUCACACAGAAAGUCCAUUGCCAUGGCAACACAGAGGGCAAUGGAGAGCAGGAAGUCAUUAAAGACCGAAUCAAGGACCUACUCAGAAGACCUCCACUGACCUCCAACUUGAGGUAUGAAGUUACAGUAGUGUUGGAUGUGUGCAAAUAUGAACCGAUUCCUUGAACCACAUAGGAAAACUUUUUCUCAAGGUACUUUUUCAAACCAGCUGCUCCAUUAUUCAUACAGACAUACAAAGCAGAGUGAA
Scleropages formosus (Asian bonytongue) is the source of this 2130-nucleotide messenger RNA. It is a transcript of the gene kcng2, whose product is annotated as potassium voltage-gated channel, subfamily G, member 2. Gene Ontology annotation, molecular function: voltage-gated potassium channel activity. Lineage: Eukaryota; Metazoa; Chordata; Actinopteri; Osteoglossiformes; Osteoglossidae. Bases 361 to 1983 code for a protein of 540 amino acids. Gene Ontology annotation, cellular component: voltage-gated potassium channel complex; membrane. The transcript is spliced from 3 exons. The record is from RefSeq and is a predicted model, not a curated record. Gene Ontology annotation, biological process: protein homooligomerization; potassium ion transmembrane transport; action potential.